Messenger RNA from Fusarium venenatum, 849 nucleotides. RefSeq lists its product as uncharacterized. The record is from RefSeq and is a predicted model, not a curated record. NCBI's taxonomy places the organism in Eukaryota, Fungi, Ascomycota, Sordariomycetes, Hypocreales, Nectriaceae.
AUGAAGAAAGAGUUCCAACCAAAGCUGAACCCAGCUUCCAAUCCCCUCAAGUUCCCCUCAAAAAAUGAGAGAGCUUUUAUGCUCAAAGAUUGUUUUAAACCUCAAGUUACAAUCGCAAUUGGGUCGUUCAUCCAAGUAGCUCUAUGUGCCAUUCUUCCUCUCCGUUUGGCAAUUAUACCAUCGGCAGCCGUCCUGCUCAACUCUAUCAUCACCACUCUCCUCCAAGUACGCAGCACAAAACCCAACGAGUAUGAUGAAGCUAUCAUACCUGGCCGCGCAACCGCGCAAUUACCAUUCUCUUCUGGAACGUUUGGUUCUAAACCAGGAGCGAAUUCUGUUGUAGUAUUCCAUCUCGGUAUCCAGAUAAAUCACCCCCUCGGUCUCGCCGCACCAGGCAUGAGCCAGAUAGGAAAGUACUUCUCGGCAAUGAUAGAGGAUCUAGAAUCACAUCGAGACGAAUAUGGGCUGCUCACAAGUUCGAGCUGGCGAGGCGAUGAGCGCAGCAGUAACAAUACGCUUCUCAACAUUUAUUACUUUCGCGACGUCGAGGGUCUGCACCGCUUCGCUCAUGGCGAUGUUCACUGGAAGGCAUGGGACUAUAUGAGCAAGACGAAGCCAAAGCACAUUGGGAUCUUCCACGAGACGUAUUCUGUUCCUGCGCGGGCAUACGAGAACAUAUACGUCAAUUGCCACCCUGUGAUGAUGGGUCGUGCAACAGUGAGGACGAUGCCAGUGGGUGAGGAGGAUGAGAGGUGGACGAAUACCCUCGUCAGUGCUGAUGUGCCGGCGCUAAAGACGCAGUAUGCGAGAAUGUCGAGGGAUGAGCGGAGGAAUUCGAAAGAGACGUGA